AUGUAUCCAGAUAUAGAACCAUAUAGUACUGGAGUUCUGAAGGUCUCUGAUGUACAUUCAUACUAUCUAUUGGGAACAGUCUGGGAAUCCAGAUCUGGUCAUCUUGGGAGCCCCUUUAAGGACCACAUCCCAGAAAAUGAAAAGGGGAGUUUCAUUAAUGCCUACUGGAAAAGAUUAAACUCUGAGAACAAGGAAACACAAUAUGGAGCUGCCAGAGAAUGGACAAAGUGGGAGAUGAUGACUGCUCAUCUCCUUCCCAGUGAAGAGACUAUUAAGAGAGGAGAUGAUGAUGAAUUUUCCCUCGGAAGGUACGAUGUGUGUUGUCCCAUGAUGUCAGCAUGGGAUCUUCACAAGUCUUGGCCAGAGUCUGAACUUAUUGUUGUUCCAGAUGCUGGACAUUCGGCUAACGAACCAGGAGUAUCUGCAGAACUUGUGGCUGCGAAUGAGAAGCUGAAAAGCAUCGUAAAGGGAAUUGCAUUCUAA
Molecule: messenger RNA, 483 nt
Organism: Impatiens glandulifera
Lineage: Eukaryota; Viridiplantae; Streptophyta; Magnoliopsida; Ericales; Balsaminaceae
Product: proline iminopeptidase-like
Exons: 5
Coding region: 1-483 (160 amino acids)
Biological process (GO): proteolysis
Cellular component (GO): cytoplasm
Molecular function (GO): aminopeptidase activity
Source: RefSeq, a predicted model, not a curated record